CCAAGCCAAGCAGAAACUUGUGAGUAACUUAUAGAGGAAAAACAAGUGCAGCGCAGGCAGGCACGCAGAGUUGCACGCUGCCCGGGCGCUGGCGAGAAGCGAUCACCAUGUUUUCAAAGAGAAACAAGACAGGGCUUUGCAGCCGGCUUCCUUCCUCGGAAACGCUGCUUAUCAAACGUGUGCGGAUCCGGCAGCGCGGAGGAAUGUAAAACGUGAAUUAAAGAAAAGCUGGUAACCAGCGGAGAAGAUACAAAAGCUAAAAUCACUAUGUGGAGCUGUGAAACCUUAAACAACAGGACCGAGAACAGUGAGGACCAGCAUCUCUGCCAUGACUUCCACCUUGUGCUUUCCAUCUUUUCCCUACUCUACCUCAUUAUAUGUUUCCCAAUUGGCCUUUGUUACAAUGGCUUGCUGGUCCUCGUUAAUCUCUAUAACAAAGCUACCAUGACUAUGCCAGAUGUUUACUUUGUCAACAUUGCCAUUGCUGGUCUCAUCAUCAACGCUCUGGCACCAAUGUACCUUCUAGGUCUUGCCAAUACAAAAUGGGCCAUCUGGAAUUCUAACAAUGAAGUUUAUAUUACCUUACUUAUUUUAUUCAACGUCUCGUCUUUAGUUACCAUGUACUCUACUACAUUACUCAGUCUGGACUACUACAUUGAACGUGCUCUACCUAGAACUUACAUGUCAAGUGUGUACAACACUAAACAUGUUUGUGGAUUCAUAUGGGGUGGUGCCAUGCUUACAAGUUUUUCAUCUCUCCUAUUCUACGUCUGCAAUCACGUAUCCACUAAAAUAAUUGAAUGUUCCAAGAUGCAGAACAAAGAAGCAGCAGAUGCCAUUAUGGUCUUUAUCGGGUAUGUUGUACCAGCUAUCGCUGUACUGUAUGCACUUACAUUAAUCUUGCGAAUACGCAAAGAGGCUACACCACUGGAUCAAGACACUGGACGAUUAGAUCCAUCAGUGCACAGGCUUUUGAUUGCCACAGUCUGUACACAGUUCACGUUAUGGACACCCUAUUAUGUUAUUCUCUUGGUAAGCACAUUUACUAAUGCACAAGGAAGAAUUGCAGAUGAAAAUUACAGUCGAAUAUUACAUUUUACCAAGAUUUUAUCAAAAUUCUUGGCUUUCUCAAGCAGCUUCGUAAUGCCGCUGCUCUACAGGUAUAUUAACAAAAACUUUCCCAACAAAUUACGACGUUUGCUUAAAAAGAUACACUGUGGGAAUCAAGGGUGUUCUCAUGAACGUACAGUAGUGCAGCAAGUUAUGACGUAGGUAUGAGAAAACCCUCUGGUGCUCUGUUACUGCAGUACUUAGCAUACCAGUACUGGGACUGCGAUAUUGCUGUGUUGGCGCUCAGAGUCAUUAAUGUGAGAGUCCCAACCAAGAGGCUAGAAGGAGCUUUCCAUUACAGUUAAAUGAAACAGUCUUAAUUUUCAAAUAGUUAAUUGUUUGCUGAAAUCUUGCGAGACUCUGACCUAUGUGCUGUAAUACCUGUGACAUCUAAUACGUUCAGUGCACUGAAUUGGUUACAAAGCAUAAACUCUGUCGUCUUUGUUCUAAUAGUCCUGUCUAAAGAAAUCACUAAGCAGUUUAUUGAAGUCUUGACUGAAGACGCAGCACCUUGUAUCUUGUAUAGAAAAAGGCAUUACCUUAUUUUCUGUACAAAGAAGUAACAGUGCUAACCUUGAUGAAGUAAAUAACAUUUUUCAAUGAAGACGAUAUAGAUGAUCUUUACUAAAGAUCAUGUUAUCCAGUUAUACACGUCCAAGUAGUAAAUGUUAAUUAUAAAUUAAAUUAUUUAAUUUCUUUCUCCAUCACGGAAUCCCCUCUAAAAAAAGCCUAAUUUACCAUUUUCAGAAAUUAUUUUCUCGCACAAACUAACCUAAGUUUUAAUGUUUAUGAUAAAUUGAUUUUUCUAGAUACAACAAUUAACAAAAAUGUGGUUUAUUUUUCCAGUGCUUUGUUUGCAUCCUAAAACAUUUCAAGAAUUCAGAAAUAUUUAUUAACUAAUUCUAAGGAACUGAGAGAUGUUUGUUCCGCAUAUUAAAAUGAAGGACACAGUGGUUUACAAAGUUAAAUCAAAACUUAAGUAGUAAAGAAUGUCUGGCUAAGUGUUAUGGUCCACAUAUGUUCAUGU
Messenger RNA from Gavia stellata (red-throated loon), 2137 nucleotides. RefSeq names its product G protein-coupled receptor 146 (gene GPR146). The record is from RefSeq and is a predicted model, not a curated record. Gene Ontology annotation, molecular function: G protein-coupled receptor activity. Gene Ontology annotation, cellular component: membrane. The transcript is spliced from 2 exons. Lineage: Eukaryota; Metazoa; Chordata; Aves; Gaviiformes; Gaviidae. Gene Ontology annotation, biological process: G protein-coupled receptor signaling pathway. The coding region runs from base 268 to 1272 and encodes 334 amino acids.